Molecule: messenger RNA, 887 nt
Organism: Euleptes europaea (tarantolino)
Lineage: Eukaryota; Metazoa; Chordata; Lepidosauria; Squamata; Sphaerodactylidae
Gene: OSER1
Product: oxidative stress responsive serine rich 1
Exons: 3
Coding region: 32-883 (283 amino acids)
Biological process (GO): cellular response to hydrogen peroxide
Source: RefSeq, a predicted model, not a curated record
GAGAAAAAGAGCAGUGGAUUCUGCUCCAGCCAUGUUGGAGAUUGAGGAGAACCUGCAAGCAGCUUUCAAAAAGCUAAGAGUUGAUGCAGAAGGAUCCACUGCUACUCUGUCUGUGAACGAGUCAACAUCUCUGAGACCGCUUGGAAGAACUACAGAUGAAACCAAACAGAAGAACACGAGUGCAUCUAAAGAGAGCUGGCACUGUUGUUUGAGGAAGCCCUUGAGAGGAACUGCGAGAACACGGCGGCGGCGGUCCAAGUCCCCAAUACUCCAUCCUCCCAAGUUCAUUCACUGCAGUACCCAGCCGCCUUCCUGCAGCCAGCCAGCGUCCAAGAAUUCCACCAGCCCCUCCGAAAGUAGCCCCGGCCCCGACAUGCCAGCUCCGAAGGAGUUCUCAACGAAUGAACAAGCCAGUCAUGUUCUCAGUGACACUGAUCCCGGGCAGAACGGCGCUGAGCAAUCUGAAGCAUCUGCUGUAGAAAUGCUGAAAAACAAACCUGAAGGUGGCGCUGUAUCUCUUCCCACGGCCAUUCUGAAAGCCACAGAUCUUGCUGAUUUCCAGUCUCUCUCUGAGCGAAGUAAAGGCAAUCUCUGUGCAUGCGCAGACGAGGCCUGCCAGUGUCAGCGAUGGCAGGACAUGAAAGUCUACACGUUUUCUGACCUCCAGAACUCUCUUCCAUCAGCACCUGAAAGAACAAUGCAUGCACAGGACAGCUCCCAGGUUCUCCUUUCAAGAACUCCCUCCAGCUCUCUUAGGUCUUGUUCUGAGCAAGCCAGGGCUAAUGUGGAUGACGUGACUAUUGAAGACCUUUCAGGGUACAUGGAGUAUUUCUUGUACAUCCCUAAGAAAAUGUCUCACAUGGCAGAAAUGAUGUACACCUAACAAC